AUGAAACGUAUGAGGUGCUUAUUUUUGGGAUGUGCUCUGGUCGUUGCGUUUAUUUACUUUUCGUCUACGUUUGUCUCUGCGACAGUGGACAUGAACAUAAAGGAACUGCAGUUUGUCGCCGAUCAUCUUACGCCAGAAGAAUGUAUCCAAGUUGAAGCUGCUUUGAGACAAAAUCGCUUCCAGAUCGACUGGGAACAGUUGAAAAAAGACACCAAAACUUUAAAUGAGAAAACGAAAUCGACGCCAUGUUUGGUUAGGUUGGUGAAUUGGGAUCGUGGAAAAGCAAAGCACCUGACGUUUCAAGAUUUAGCGAUUCGUUUGAAAGAACUUGGAUUUGUGGAAGUUUCCGACAAGAUCAGUAAAAAUGUCAACCACGAGAAAGCAGAAGAGGUUAAGGAAUCUUUUGUGGACGAUCCUUUUAAAGAAUUGGUUCCAACUAAAUCGCUGCUUCUGGAUGAACCGAAGGAUUUAAAAAGUGCACAAAUAAAGCCAGCACCGAUUGAAGAAGAGUCGCAUUAUAACGUCAUUUUGUGGAGCGUUCUUGGGUCGUUGUCGUUCACGCUCCUUCUUUUAGUGUCCUGUUAUGUCUGCUGUCCUGAAGGUUGCUGUACGGUUUGGAGGAAGACCGUGCCACAAGGAUGUUCGGUUGGUUGUGAUAUGCUGGUAUACCAGUGUUCCGCCUGCUGCUCCAGGCUGGGUAAAGACACAGAAUAUCAUCUGUUGGAUGGAGAGGAAACUAACCAAACAGACCUCGAUUCAGGUCAAAUCCCCAGUUUUGAAGAAGUGGAGAACGCCAUUACACGAGCACGCUCUGUAACUAGAAACGUUUAA
Lottia gigantea (owl limpet) is the source of this 831-nucleotide messenger RNA. RefSeq lists its product as hypothetical. The record is from RefSeq and is a predicted model, not a curated record. Lineage: Eukaryota; Metazoa; Mollusca; Gastropoda; Lottiidae. The transcript has a single exon. Bases 1 to 831 code for a protein of 276 amino acids.